Rhopilema esculentum is the source of this 2298-nucleotide messenger RNA. RefSeq lists its product as uncharacterized. The record is from RefSeq and is a predicted model, not a curated record. Lineage: Eukaryota; Metazoa; Cnidaria; Scyphozoa; Rhizostomeae; Rhizostomatidae.
UGCCUGAAAGGUGACAGCAUGGAACAUAAUUUUCAUGGCUGUACAUAGCAGAGGGCACUUGUCCCCCAGAAAUGUUGAAGGCUGGAUAUUAAAGUGUUUCCAAAUCUGCAUGUAAGCAGUAGACUGUGCAUCAGAUUUAACGUAGCUAAACUACAACCAACCUGUGAAAAAUUACGAUGAUAAUGACGUCAUUGAAAAAAUUGAAACAGAUUCAAAUUCCCAUACGAAAAGUCUAGGCAUGCGUAAAAAGCUUCUGUACCAAAGAUGUUCCCUACCCGAUGAGGCUUUAGACUAACAACAAUUUCAACAUUUAUCUCCAUGAACGAUGAUCUUUUAGGAACACUUUAAUGUAAAGGAGCUUAUGGUAAUGGCGGAACAAUACUUUGUGCAAAUUUGGUUAUUCUACUCCCCAUAACUUCCAACCGUUUCAAUUAGCCCCGAAAUCAAGACUUUGGCUCGACCACCCGAUUUAGAGAUCUUGCUUGAUUGGAAAAAAAUCUAUCUAAUUAUGUUAUAUAAGCUAAAAUAUAUAAAAACAGUCAACAACACCAGUAAAUCGACCGAAACCUUCAAAUAGCUCUUAAAGCAGCUUUUCUUUCAAACGACCAAAAAUCCUUACUCCUCUCUAUGCAGUUUUACAUUUAAGAUUUGAUAAAUUCCGUGCCAGGUUUCCAUUUACCAGCAAUUUAUCAUUUAUAUAUACUCACGCAGCAAUUCUAGCAUAACCAUGGAGCGCUUAUUCGGUAAGGGAACUUAUCAAAACCUGGUAUGCUAUACAGAGUUCAGCAAAGUUCAACAUUGCUCCUCUUGCAACAUUUAUGAACAGACGAAAAAGUUAUUAGAAUAAUUUUCUCUUUAUUUCUCUUUCAUUCUAUAAGCCUCGCUGAAACAGUGGCUUCCUUAAUGAUAGUUGCCAGAGAGAAAAUCACAAAUGCUUUCUACGUAGGGCGAUUUGAUGGGUUCUUUAAAUGCCCAAAGAGAUUAUAGCUUCUUAAAAACGAACGAUUCAUCGAAGAGGAUUGAAAAUUUUCAGUGAAAAUAUCCUUUUGGCAAUUACAGGAUAGUUGUUUGACGUCAAAUAAACCACAUUCUUGAAGCAAUGAAAAUCACAGUUGCAAUGAGAGAGCAAUUCCAAAGAGUCACGCAGAACAAAGCAAAAUGAGCGAGAAGAACAAAAUCCAACCAAGCUCUUACAUUGGGCUUGAUGUGCUUACGGGUCGGCAGAGAGAGCACAAGAAGAGCAGCCCUUCCACUCCUGAAUCAGACGUCCAGUUUAUUUGCCCCCUUCAUGGAAAAGUCAAAACAGGAAGAGCAAGCAAAAGACAAAGGCAGCCAGGAGAGAAAGGCUUCAUUUACAACAUGAAAACGAUGUUCGGCAAAAGUGACCUUGAACACAAAUUGGCGGCACAUGGACUGAAAGCAAAACUAUCGAAAUCGGCGCUAAGGAAUGUGCAGACAAUAAGCAAAGAAUCCGAUUUGCUUUCUUGGGAGGAGCUAUCUAUAUUGGGCACAGAAAAAUUGAAGGAGUUGGAAAAGUCGCUCGAAGAGGAAAUUUCGUUUUUAAACGUGGAAAUGAUGAAUUUGCAAGAAGAGCGGCAAUUAAUGGCUACAGAAAACUCAACAUUGAAAAAGGAAGCGAAAGAUCUUGAAGAGACGGUAAAAAGGAUGUUAAGACCAUGGAUCAACCGCUAUCCAAAUUCUGACGAUUUCACAAGGGCCUACUUACUUAAUUAAAUCGAAUAUAUUAGUCAGUAUUUUAGAGCUUCAUUAGUUCAAGAAAAAAAGAUGCGUAAAAAAAAUCAAGAUGAAAAUUAAAUAUGAAUUUAAUGCAUAGCACAGCAAUUCUAGAUCUGAAAGUUAUUGAUUUUAAAAACCUAUCGAAUUGAAGUAAGCAAACAUGCAGCUUCAGGUCCAUAGUUGUAGAUUUUUAAAUGCCAUGGCUGCAAGUUGAAUUCUGUUUUUAAGGAAACAGAAAUAAAUAAAAUUUCUAAUCAAGAUAAAUCUGACAGUGAGCUUAUGACUAAUUUAACCAAAAUCCUGCUUUCUAUAUUUCCUAACCGUGCUAGUCCAUCUCAACUGAAAGUGAAAAAGAAGAAGUUGUUGUUCUUGCAGAUCUCGGUAGGCCGAGAUCCCUCUCUCUGUUUCGUGGGUAUCGCCUGAUCCGGCCUCGGAAUCAUCAAAACAAACUACUGAUAAACAAUACUGAUCAUAUUGUUUGGUUACAUCCCGUCUUUUUGGGUUUAUAACUUCAAAUUAAUGAAUGCCAUAAGAAAGCUCGCUUUAAGAAAAACACUUGCC